CGAAAGCACAGAAGUCUGAAGCGCGAGACCGCGCGCGAGCGUCUGAACGCAGUGAUAGAUGAUACAUUUCCCCCUCUAUAUACAUACAAAUAUAUGCGAAGAACUGCACACGUGACCGCUUCCUACAAUCUGCGUUAGCUAGUUCUCCAGCGCUUAUCACGGGCGGCUCGUUUUUUAUUUUAUUUUUUUUUUAUUUCUUGGGGAAGUUGCACAGAGAGAGAGAGAGAGAGAGAGAGAGAGAUUCCGCAUGGAUCCGUGAUCUGAGUCCAGGUCCGGGACGCUCAGGAGAUCCGCGCACAGAUCCUGGAGUUGGUUUGUCCGGAGCACCUCCAGACCCGGGGGCGAGGCUGAGCGACUCCACUGAGCCGGAGCUGAGCGCGACAUGUAGCGCGCGAGCCGCACUUUCCUGCCUAUAAGCACAAAGUUUGUGUCGGGACUCAGCAGGAAAGACGCGCGCGCCGGGCGAGUCUUUGCUUUUCAUGAACUUUUUUUUUCUUUUCUCCAUUGCAUCGGACAUCAUGAGAACGGAUUGUUCAUCAUCAACAGGAACAGCCGUAAUAAAUUAAAAAAGGAGAAGGAAAAAUAAAAGGACUGAUCCGCUUUAUAGUUGGGACGAUGAGAUUAUGCCAUAUGUGCAGCAGGAGUGUAAACAUUUUAAGGAAUUCUGAAAUUAAUUCCCAAAGGAAACCGGGAGCGAUGGCAUACUGUAUAGGAAUUUACAUGUUACUGGGAUUACUGCAGCUCUGCUCAGGUUCUCGUCUCCGUCAGGAGGACUAUCCACCCCGGAUCGUGGAGCACCCAUCAGACCUGAUCGUGUCAAAGGGUGAGCCGGCCACUCUGAACUGUAAGGCCGAGGGCCGCCCAGCACCCACCGUCGAGUGGUACAAAGAUGGCGAGCGUGUGGAGACAGACAGGGACAACCCACGCUCGCACCGUAUGCUCCUGCACAGCGGCUCACUCUUCUUCCUGCGCAUCGUGCACGGCCGCCGGAGCAAACCCGAUGACGGCAGCUAUGUGUGUGUGGCCAGGAACUAUCUUGGGGAGGCGGUCAGUCACAAUGCAUCACUGGAAGUAGCUAUCCUGCGUGAUGACUUCAGACAGAACCCUGCCGAUGUGAUGGUGGCUGAGGGCGAACCGGCUGUGUUGGAAUGCCAGCCCCCUCGUGGCCACCCAGAGCCCACCAUCUCCUGGAGAAAGGAUGGAGCCAACAUAAAUGACCGAGACGAGCGCAUAACGAUCCGAGGAGGAAAGCUGAUGAUCACUAACGCAAGGAAGAGUGAUGCUGGGAAAUACAUCUGUGUGGGAACCAACAUGGUGGGAGAACGUGAGAGUGAGAUUGCUGAACUGACAGUUUUAGAGAGACCCAGCUUCACAAGGAGGCCGACCAGUGUGGUGGUGCUGGCUGAUGAGAGUGUGGAGUUUCGCUGUGAGGCCCGCGGAGAUCCUUUUCCCACUGUCCGCUGGAGGAAGGAGGACGGAGAAUUACCCAAGGGGAGGUACGAGAUCCUUGAAGACCACACGCUGAGCUUGCAACGCGUGACUCCGGCUGACGUGGGCUCCUACAGCUGCCUAGCCGAAAAUAUGGUGGGCAAGGCUGAGGCUUCUGCUACGCUGACUGUGCAUGUUCCCCCUACGUUUGUCAUUCGGCCCCACAACCAGGUGGUGGGAGUGGGCCGAACAGUCACCUUUCAGUGUGAGGCGAUGGGAAACCCACAGCCGGCCAUAUUUUGGCAGAGAGAGGGCAGUCAGAACCUUCUGUUCUCCUACCAGCCCCCACAGCCCUCCAGCCGAUUCUCCGUCUCUCAGACGGGCGAUCUCACCAUCACGGACGUGCAGCGUGCCGAUGGAGGAUGGUACAUCUGUCAGGCACUCAACAUCGCCGGCAGCGUCAUCACCAAGGCCCUGCUGGAGGUUACAGACGUCGUUUCAGAUCGGCCUCCUCCCGUGAUCCGGCAAGGUCCUGAGAACCAGACGGUAGCUGUAGAUGGGACGGUGUUGCUGAACUGCAUAACAACCGGAACUCCUGUUCCGACGGUGCUCUGGAAGAAAGACGGAGUGUUGGUGUCCACUCACGACUCGCGCAUCUCGCAGUUGGACACCGGAGCUCUGCAGAUCCGUUAUGCCAAGCUCAGUGAUACAGGAAUGUACACUUGUGUCUCUACCAGUCCCAGCGGAGAGGCGUCAUGGAAAGCAUACCUGACUGUAGAAGAGUUUGGAGUGGCGGUUCAACCUGGCAGACCCACAGACCCAAACCUGAUUCCCGGGGCGCCUUCCAAACCGGAAGUAACUGAUGUUACUCGCACCUCCGUCACACUGACAUGGAAGGCCAACACAAAUGGAGCUACACCCACGUCUUAUGUGAUCGAAGCCUUUAGCCACGCGUCUGGCAGCAGUUGGGUGACUCUUGCUGAUCAUGUGAAGCCUGAGUCGUUCAUGCUGAAGGGUCUAAAGCCUAGCGCGGUGUAUCUUUUCCUGGUGAGGGCAGCCAACGCUUAUGGUUUGAGCGACCCCAGUCCUAUAACAGAUGCCAUACGAACACAAGACACGCCUCCAACCAUACAGGGAGUGGACCACCGUCAGAUCCAGAAGGAACUGGGGGAUGUUGUGGUCCACCUGCACAAGCCAACCAUCCUCUCAUCCUCCUCGGUCAGAGUGCAGUGGACGGUGGAGCAGCAGUCUCAGUAUAUUCAGGGCUACAAGGUGAUGUAUCGGCCCUCGUCAGAGUCCGGCGAGCCCCGCGGUCAGUGGGGUGUGUUCGAAGUGCGCACUCCUGGCGAGGACGGCGCUGUUGUACCUCAACUCAAGAAGGGCGUCUCUUAUGAGUUUAAAGUGCGUCCUUUCUUUGACGAGUUCCAGGGAGCCGACAGCGAGGUGAAAGUGGUCAGAACGUUGGAGGAGGCUCCCAGUGGUGCCCCACGUGGAGUUACAGUCACCAAGAGUGACACCAAUGGGACAGCCAUCCUGGUCGCCUGGCAACCACCUCCAGAGGAGGAGCAGAACGGCGUGGUCCAGGAGUACAAGAUUUGGUGCCUGGGCAACGAGAGCCGAUACCAUGUCAACCGUACCGUGGAUGGCUCCACUUUUUCCGUCGUCAUCCCAAGUCUGUCGCCCGGCAUUCGGUACAGUGUGGAGGUCGCGGCCAGCAAUGGAGCUGGACCAGGGGUCAAGAGUGAUGUCACCUUCUUUCAGCUGGACACAUCUGGCCAGGUUUGGGCUAGUAUAAAUGACCCGGACACAUUUUCCAACAUUUCUGAUGUGGUGAAGCAGCCUGCUUUCAUCGCAGGCAUCGGCGCCACCUGCUGGGUGGUGCUUAUGGUCUUCAGCGUGUGGCUGUACAGGCACCGGAAGAAGAGGAGCGGCCUGAGCAGCAGCUACGCUGGCAUUCGUAAAGUUCCCUCGUUCACCUUCACUCCAACAGUGGCAUAUCAGAGAGGAGGAGAGGCUGUUUGCAGUGCCGGACGGCCUGGUUUACUGAACAUAGGAGAUGCAGCCAACCAGCCAUGGCUAGCUGACUCAUGGCCCAACGCCUGCGCUAACCACAAAGACUGCAGCAUCAACUGCUGUAACGGCGGCAACGGAACCAGCGACAGCAACCUGACCACCUACAGCCGUCCAGCUGAUUGCAUUGCUAACUACAACAGCCAACUAGACAAUAAGCAAGGAGUCCUGAUAGGCUCCGACUCAGCCGUGUACAGCGAUGUAGACCUCUCGAACAAACUCAACGAGAUGAAGACCUUCAAUAACCCCAGCAUGUGCUACAUGGGGCCCGGAGGCAGCCCACCUACACCAUAUGAGCCCACUCCUUAUGCAACCACCCAGCUCAUCCAAUCAAACAUCAUGAGCAAGAACAGCGGCGCAGGGCCUGGUGACUUCUGUGACAAGCGCUGGAAACCGCAGCAACCCAAACCGCCGGAGCUUCCGUCACAAUUACAGUUCAACGUUAUGGAACAGAACAGGCUGAACAAGGAUCAUUACAGAGGAGGUGAGGUCGGUCUGCCUGCCACCAUCCCCUAUAACCAGGCAAAUGAGCACAGCUCUGCAGGGUCCUACCACAGCUCUGACAGAGCCAGCAACAGCACAUCGGGGAGUCAAAAUCAUAAAAAAGGAACUCGCACCCCUAAACUGUCUAAACAAAGUGCAGUGAACUGGGCCGAGCCUCUUCCUCCACCUCCUAUCAACCCCCCUACCAGCCGCAGCUCUGAGGACUAUCUACAGCCCAUGGAUAAGAGUUUUGAUCCCGACCCACAAAAGCUUCCGAGCCGCAUGUACCUGCACCAAGGGGAGACGGAGGAAGAGGAAGAAGAGGAAGAGCAGGAGAAUCUGGUCAGGUGCCCCACUCCACCUGUUCGAGGGACACCGUCCUCACCUGCGGGAAUGUCUUACAGCCACCAGUCCACAGUCACACUCACUCCCUCUCCUCAGGGAGAGCUGCACAUCACCCAGGAAGAUCGCAGACGGCAAGCGACGAGCCCCCCUCCUCCACCCCAGACCCUUUCGCCCUCGCGCACCUAUGCCUAUACCGAUGGCGAUGACGAAGAAUGCGAUCACACAGAUGGCGAGUCAGGCCAGAGGCAGUACCAGCAUCACCAAGGAUCCCACUUCCAGCCUCAGCAACAGAUCCAGCAGCAGCAGGGUCAUCUAUCACGCCGGCUGCAUCUGCACAGGGGUCUGGAGCAGACUCCAGCCUCGAGCACGGGUGACCUGGAGAGCUCUGUCGCCGGGUCAAUGAUCAACGGUUGGGGAUCGGCAUCUGAGGAGGACAACGGCUCGUCGGGCCGCUCCAGCGCCAUCAGCUCCUCCGAUGGCUCGUUUUUCACCGAUGCUGAUUUUGCCCAGGCUGUCGCCACAGCGGCUGAGUAUGCUGGGCUGCGAGUGGCCCACUAUCCAGGAGCGGGGCCUGAAGACAUUGGAAGAGGCGGCCAAAGAUACCACAUUGGCCACCGUCCCAGUAGCCCAGUGUCUACAGAUAGCAACAUGAGCACUGCAGUGAUGCAGAGGAAACCACACAAAAGGCACAAGCAGCAUGCAGCUGGUCACCAGAGCCAACAGCAGCAGCAGCAGCAACAACUAGACGAAUAUACAGAUGACCCAGUGAUGCCCCUCAGCCCCUCCUCCGUUGGAAUGAAGACAACCAAUCAUGGUUCCAGGUGUGGAUAUGAGGAGAGGGGUGCAACGUUGCCCAGGAUGGGCUGCGGAGAGUCCAGAGACAGGCGGGGAAGUGCCGGCGGCUACCGGACAAGAGAGGCCUCAGCCGAGCGACGGGGGGAGCUCCGGAACACACAUAAGGGUGCUGGCAAAACACGCCAACACACAGUUGCAGAGGACAUUCCGCCUUACAACAGGCCAUCCUUCCCUACAGCACAGGGUCAGAGGGAGACUCCCAGCUCCUCUAGUUCAAUCUCGUCCCGGGGCUCUGGGGGCCGCCGGCGAGGGGAGGCAGGCUCAGGAGGCCGGAAGAACCCCAAUGAUACAGGGCUCACAAGUUUGGGAGCCUUUUCCCACCAGGAGGAAGAAUUAGAGCUGCUGGAGAGUUGAGGAUCCAGUCAGGAUAAGAAAAAAAAGAUCUCAGAGCGGAGAAUCAUCAUCGAACUGUGCACCGUACACGAUUCAGACCAUCUACAGUCAUUCACAAUUAUGUAAAUGAUCUGUUCUGUGCUUAUAGGUGAAAAAAAUGACCAAUGGUUAAUGUUUUUCUUUUCUUUUUCUUUUUUUUUUCAAUCUGCUUCAAUAUUUAAUCUUUUCCGUGUGAGCAAGAGGGAAAACUGGAUGCUCUCGAGUUUCUUUUUAAGUAGGCGAUUUAUUCUGCUUUAAAACCCCAUUGACUGGUGUAAGUUUGUGGAAAGGUGUGAUGUUCCCACACAGGAGCAUCAUCUUUAUAAUCCGCCGGUGUGAGUGUAAUAGAAACUGCAAGUGGGAGCAGUGGACCAUCGUCAGUACAAAGAGAGGUCUCUUCACUCAUACUGUGAUACAGUACUUCAAUAUGGUCUUCCCUCUCACUGCUCUCCAAACGUAUUUUCUGAUAAUGAAAACUCGGGCAUGAGGGUUGCGAUUGUAAAUUUACCAAAUCAUUGAAAGAAGUGCUGCCGUUUGAUUCUUUUAGAUUUUUUUUUAUUGUUUUUUUUUUUUUUAACAAUGCACUGUUGUCAUUUUGUUAGUUGAUGUUGUUAUUGUUAAUGUAUGUUCUGUUUUUUUUUAUCUUUGGUUUCAAAAGCACAAUCAUUAAACAUUUAUUUUUUAAACCAUUCUUAGCUAUGAAGCGCGCCACAUUAUAUGAGGAGCGCAAUAAGUGGUGUCUCAUUAAGCAUGGUGUUCGAGAUCGGAUAAGAAGAUGAGCUAAUUUGCUUCAUUUCAUUUGCGCGAAUGAACCGGACGGAAAUCGGGAUGUCCGCUUUGGGUCUCGCUCAAGCCAUGGAAUGGUGAUAUACCUGAACAGAGAUAGACCCAGGAGUGGCAACCUGUCAUCUCAUUACCAGCGAUGACAUUACGUUUGAUGAGACAAAUGCACUUAAAUGAGGGUGAAACAAGAAAAUGUGCAAUGGGCGAUUUCUUUUUUCGAUCUAGAAGGCUUGGAUUAGAAGUGUCCUCUCCAUUUUGUGUUGAGAAGUGAUCAUCCCAGAACGAGGUGUGCACUGUAAUUAUAAGAAGACUGUCUGCCACAACCAAACAGCAAGCCUUCUGGCGCUUCAUCUGUCUCGCUGCAGGCUCAACUCUGUCUAUACUGUAUAGAAGUGAUGUGGACAUCGUUGUGGGAUGGGGAGGGUGGAAAACCUGGUCUAGGGGUUCCUGUGGUAGUGCAAAGCACCGCUGGGGCCACCUAGCACACAGCUGCUUCGGUUUGGUUUGAAUCCAUGCUAUUGCAGUACUUUUUUUUUGUUUGUUUGUUUUCAAUUGAUGAACAAUGUGUGUGAGAAUAUGUUCUCUGGAAAAAAAAAGAAGAAAAAAAAACAAUAAUUGUGCUGUCCAUCAUUGUUUGGUGUUUACUAUGUUAAAGGAAAAAAAAGUACAACUGCUUUAAAUUGUCAGCCAUAACUUUUCAUGACUGAUAAUCUUAUCUAAUUAGAAUAAAACAAACCAUGUCAUUUCCCACCUUAUUUAUUAUUAAAACAUUUUUCAA
Molecule: messenger RNA, 7114 nt
Organism: Clarias gariepinus (North African catfish)
Lineage: Eukaryota; Metazoa; Chordata; Actinopteri; Siluriformes; Clariidae
Product: roundabout homolog 1-like
Exons: 29
Coding region: 616-5535 (1639 amino acids)
Biological process (GO): axon guidance; Roundabout signaling pathway; axon midline choice point recognition
Molecular function (GO): axon guidance receptor activity; protein binding
Source: RefSeq, a predicted model, not a curated record